CGCACAGGCACAGAAUGGGAGCAGCUGCUGCGGUGUCACCUGCUCCGAGUGCGCCCACUGCAGGUGUGAGAAGACGGACAGAGAGGUCUUACGGACAGCCGGUAUGAUGCCACAACUCCGGAGACUUACGAUGAUGCGCGGUACCAGAGCUCGCAUCUUACGUAAGAUCUGCAGGAACUGUCCGAAUCUCACAACUUUGCAGCUUCACGGCUGUCAGAAGAUGAACUACUCGCUCCUGAAGUACAUAUUUGAGAAGUGUCCGAAGAUAGAGAAGCUGAUAAUCGCCAACAACUUACUGGCCGACCGACAGUACGUGGAGUUGGUGUCGCGCCUGGAACACUUGCAGAGCCUGGAAGUGUUCGAGAAUCGAAGAGGUGUGGGGCCCGUGGUGCUGCGCUUCCUGGCAGACACCUGCUCGAAGUUGCGGGAGAUAAACCUCAGCUGUGACUACCACCCACUGGAGGACGUCGAGUACUUUGUGAAGGCCAAGAGCGACACACUCACUUCUGCCACCGUGCGCUGGACCAUGGCGGGGAAGAGAUGUGUGGUUCCCGUGCUGAAAGAGGCCACCAGCUCUCUCGAGAAACUGCAGCUGCGCCUCUUUGACGUGGCACCCAAGGAGGAGGCCGCGACGUUUGCAGAUCUCGGAGAGCUGCACAACCUGCGUGAACUGCACUGCAACCAGCUCUGCCCGCACCGGCCUCGCCUCAUCUCUCUCGCCUUCCAGCCCGGCUGCCUACCACUGCUGCAGAAGUUGGACCUGCCGCACGCCACCGACCUCCCGGAUGACGCGGUGGUCACCAUUUCUCGGGGGUGCCCGUCACUGCGCCACCUGAGCCUGACUUUUGCGACGAGUCUCACAGACGGAGCACUUGCCGAGAUCCACCGUCUUAAACACUUACAGAUACUGGAUCUUUCCGGAUGCAGUGGGCUGGGCGGAUCUGCCAUGGCGCACGUGGCGCAGCUGCCGGCCCUCCGCACGCUGCUCCUGCAGUACAGUGACGACCUGACAGAUCUGCAGCCGAGCCUACGGCACGUCCUGGACUUGAAGCAACUGCGCUGCCUCGAUAUCCUGUACAGCGGCCACAUCAGAGCUGUGCCAUUUGAAGAAUUUUCUGUCAGCCUCGUGAACCUCAGAGAACUACAUGUGACAUAUGAGGAAGAGGAUGAGGUUUUCUACAAAAAUGUUUUUGCUGAGAUGCAGAGUCAAAUGCCUCGGCUCAGGAUAAUUAAUACUUUCCGAUGGACAGCGAAUGACUUCCUAACAGAUUACGAAACGGAUGAUGAUGAUGACACCGACAUAGGGUACUGAGAAAUAAUUUUGGUUUUCAGACUGCAGAAUGUAACAUUGGAGCCCCUGGAUGAGUGAACUGUUUGAAAAGCAAGUAAAAGACAAAAUAUGGAUUUAUGAAAUUAUUGUAUAAGAGCCAAGAAAGUGUUGGCCGAAAUAAAAAUGCAAUUUUUCGUG
Schistocerca piceifrons (Central American locust) is the source of this 1468-nucleotide messenger RNA. RefSeq names its product F-box/LRR-repeat protein fbxl-1-like. Bases 104 to 1312 code for a protein of 402 amino acids. The record is from RefSeq and is a predicted model, not a curated record. The transcript is spliced from 7 exons. Lineage: Eukaryota; Metazoa; Arthropoda; Insecta; Orthoptera; Acrididae. Gene Ontology annotation, cellular component: SCF ubiquitin ligase complex. Gene Ontology annotation, biological process: SCF-dependent proteasomal ubiquitin-dependent protein catabolic process.